Ogataea haglerorum is the source of this 2247-nucleotide messenger RNA. RefSeq lists its product as uncharacterized. Lineage: Eukaryota; Fungi; Ascomycota; Pichiomycetes; Pichiales; Pichiaceae. Gene Ontology annotation, molecular function: protein serine/threonine/tyrosine kinase activity; protein serine/threonine kinase activity; ATP binding. Bases 1 to 2247 code for a protein of 748 amino acids. The transcript has a single exon. The record is from RefSeq and is a predicted model, not a curated record. Gene Ontology annotation, biological process: meiotic spindle assembly checkpoint signaling; peptidyl-serine phosphorylation; mitotic spindle assembly checkpoint signaling. Gene Ontology annotation, cellular component: spindle; kinetochore; nucleus.
AUGGCUGAGUUGCAUCGAAAAAUAAGCAAUCUCUCAUCGCCGUCCUCAAUAAACAGACUUACACUGUCGAACUCUUCAAAUAUAACAACGAUUCCACCCACGUCGCGAGGACACUUCAAUAGCCAAAUCUUCACGAAUAGCGCUGAGGAACAGAAACUCUCAUAUGAUAAUGAUGCGUUCGUGGAUGACGACGACUCGGAUGACGGAAUAAAUGAGCAUCCGCCUAUGCUCAGUUCAUACGCAAUGUCAUUACUGGAACAAAUCACAAACAAGGGCAAUACGAUAGAACAAAGGCGCGAUUUUGUUGACUACAAGAACGUAUUUGAUGAACGGCAAAUCCAAGCGAAUGAACCUACCUGUGAACUAUCGCAACCUGACACAAGUAGACCUUCCAGUCGUCGAUUUAGUUCUUUCAACUCCAAUGCAAGCCAGCAGCCUUAUUCGCUUUUCAAUUCAAAGCGCUAUGGAGCGGGAAUGGACGCCGCUGACUCCAGCGCUACUAAAGCUCGCCAGUCGCUGAGAUCGGCACGAUCGCUGUCCAAAUUUGGACUUGGAGCCCCUAAACGGCUUUCCGAAACUGAGCUUAACGAGCUUGCUCAAACGCCAAAUCAGGAGAGCGGUUCUCCAACGUUGAAUUAUGUGACACAAAAUGACGAGGCCAAACAUACAACAACUACCAACAUGUUCACUACCUCCCUGAAGACAAAUACUGCUCCCACACACUAUGAUGCGGAACAAAAUGAGGAAAAUCUGGGGAUAGGAAGCAAACACACGUAUGUCCAAACGCCGAAGCAUAUGAGAAGAAGACCCGUUUCAUCAUGUUCUCCAAGGAUAAAGAGGAAUAAUCUCAGUGAAACCCCUUACAAAUCCACACUUCAAAUAAAGCACGCAACCAAAACCGCAAAUGACCAGCAUACGGAUGCCUAUCAACGCACACCUACCAAAUCGCCUCAUGUGAAUCAUUAUGCAACCCCGGAACAAGCUCGAAAGGUCCUGACUCCACUUUCGCAGUCCCGCUGGAAUCAAGAAAAGAAUGGUGUUUUCAACUUCCAUGAAAUGAAGAAAAGACUUACUCCACCAAGGAACUCGCUUGAAAACAGUAGUGCAAUGGAUGAUAAGAUGAAAGUGUCUGGAAACAGUGUAUACGAUGAACACAAGGAACCGUCUGGAUCUAAGAGAACGUGGGAGGGAGGUUCAUAUCGGAGCACAAAUCAACAAAAUUGUACGCCUGCCAUCGAGAAACCAAGUAAUGUUCUUACAAUCAACAAGCAAGAUUUUGAGUGCCUAGAACAAAUUGGUAAGGGAGGCUCAUCUAGAGUUUACAAGGCCCGCGCUGUUAAUGGCAAACGAGAUUAUGCGAUCAAGGUUGUCACUUUCGAUCAAUUUGAUGAGGGUGCAAUUGCAAGUUUCAAGGGAGAGAUUGAAAUUCUGAAGAAACUUAGGGAUCAAGAAAGAGUCGUCAAACUAAUAGAUCACAGCUUAAAAGAUGGCUCGCUUAUGCUCGUUAUGGAAUGUGGUGAUAUAGAUUUGGCCCAUGUCCUUGCGAAUCGCUCUAAUUUACCCUUUGAUCCAAGUUUUACCAGAUAUCAUGCUGUUGAGAUGAUCAAGUGUGUGAAGGCAGUUCACGAUGCCGGAAUCGUGCAUUCCGAUUUAAAACCUGCCAAUUUUCUGUUUGUCAAGGGUACACUGAAACUCAUUGACUUUGGAAUUUCCAAUUCGCUCUCUGAUCAUACAGUCAAUAUAUAUCGUGAGUGCCAAAUAGGUACUCCAAAUUAUAUGGCCCCUGAGACUCUUAUCGAGGUCAAUAAUACUCUAAAAGGGGAUAGUCUGAACGGAACAUGGAAGGUUGGCAAGCCUGCGGAUAUUUGGUCAUGUGGAUGUAUAAUUUACCAAAUGGUCUACGGGAAGCCGCCGUACGCGAACUACACUGGCAAUAAACGAAUUCUGGCAAUUACGAAUCCAAAGGUUGAAAUACAGUAUCCGCGAGUUACUACGGAUGGAACAAGAGUUAAUGGGCUGGUGAUCGAUACCAUUCAGCGUUGUUUGAAAAGAAAUCCGUCGUUGAGGGCCAAUGCAGAUCAGUUGCUGGAAACAGAUUUUCUCAAACCCAAGGUGGUUACCCAUAAGUUCAUCAAUGACUUGGUUCGCAACGCAGUCAAAUAUGGGAGCACGCACCCGAACGUCUCGGAGCACAAGCUUGACAUUCUUGUUGAGGACGUGUGGAAGAAGGUUAACGAGUAUAGUUGA